UUUUUCCUAUCUUUAGAAGUCUGGGAAACUGAUCACAAGAAAGGCAGGAGGCAAGAAAACCAGCGUAAACCUAUGUGGGAAGUUGCAUUCAUCAGUAAGAAAACGCUGACCAAGGAACGAGGUAACGUAAUAGGAAAACCAUUUAACCUGGACACAAAUUCGUUUCCUUCCAGAGAAAGCCUCUGUCAGUGUGACUCAUAUGGAGUGAGUUUCAGCUGUAUUUCUGAAUUGUGUAUCAAUAAGAAAAGACGUUUGGGAAAAAAGACUGGUGAAUUUAGUGCCUAUGGAAAAUUGCUACUCAGUAUUAAACACGAGAAAACUCCUACUAGCGAGAAAAGUGAAUUUUUUAAACAUGGAGAAACUUUCAGUCAGGUUGAGGACUCUGUUGAUAGUGAGAAGAUUCAAAGUGCAGAGCAAAAUUUUGAAUAUUACAUGUAUCAAGAAACCUUCCCCGAAAAGGCAACAUUGAGUACGUACAAGAGAGAGAUCACUGAAGAGAAUCACUCUGAAUGUAUUGAAUAUGGGAGCACCUUCUUUCCUAACUCCUCUUUCCUGUUACAUCACAUGAAUGCCUCCGAAGAGAAUCACUGUGGACUGCGUGGUUGUGGGAAAUCGUUAUGUGUGAAGUCCACCCUUUUGAAACCUCAUGGGGCACGUAUGAAACCCUCGGAGUGUAGUGAGAGUGGGGAUCAUUUCCGGGGGGAUUUAUGCCUUCCACGACUUCAGAAAACUCAUAAAGGAGAGAAACACUUUGAAUGCAAUGAAUGUGGGAAAGCGUUUUGGCAUAAGUCCCACCUCACUCGACAUCAAAGGAUACACACGGAAGAGAAAUGCUUUCAGUGUGAUGAAUGUGGAAAAACUUUCUGGGAGAAGUCAGACCUCACGAAACAUCAGAGAUCACACACGGGGGAGAAGCCCUAUGUGUGCAACGAGUGUGGUAAAGCCUUCAGCCACAAGUCAGCCCUCACGAUACACCAGAGAAUACAUACAGGGGAGAAACCCUAUCAGUGUAGCGCAUGUGGGAAGACUUUUUACCAGAAGACAGACCUCACCAAACACCAAAGAACACACAUAGGGCUGAAACCCUAUGAAUGCUAUGAAUGUGGGAAAUCCUUUUGGAUCAAUUCACACCUUAUCCUGCAUCAGAGAACUCAUACGGGGGAGAAACCAUUUGAAUGUCCUGACUGUAGGAAAUCUUUCUGUCGGAAGGAAUAUCUUACACAACAUCAGAGAACCCACGUAAAGGAUAAGCCCUACAAAUGUAAGGCAUGCGGGAAAAGUUUCUACCACAAGUCAGUACUCACCAGGCAUCAGAAAAUUCAUACAGAGUUAAAACGUUAUGAAUGUUGCGAAUGUGGGAAAACGUGUUUGAAGUCUGACCACAUGGUGCAUCAGAGAAACACAGGGGAGAAACCCUUUGUGUGUCCUGAAUGUGGGAAAUCCUUCAGCCGUAAAUCUACCCUCUCUCAACAUCACAGGACACAUACAGGGGAGAAACCGUUCGAGUGUCAAGAAUGUGGAAAAAUCUUCUAUAAUAAAUCGUCCCUAAGUAAACAUACUAGGAUACACACAGGGGAGAAACCCUACGGAUGUAAUGAAUGUGGGAAAACUUUCUGCCAGAAGUCUCAGCUCACUCAGCACCAGAGAAUCCACAUAGGUGACAAACCUUACGAGUGUAACCAAUGUGGAAAGGCUUUCUGUUAUAAGUCAGCUCUAAUUGUGCACCAGAGAACUCAUACAAAAGAAAAGCCCUAUAAAUGUAAUGAAUGUGGGAAGUCUUUCUGUGUCAAGUCAGGACUUACUUUACAUCAGAGAAAACACACAGGGGAGAAACCCUACGAAUGUAAUGAAUGUGGAAAAUCUUUUGUCCAGAAGUCUAGGCUCACUCAGCACCAGAGAAUGCACAUAGGAGAGCAACCCUAUGAAUGUAAUGAAUGUCGAAGGGCUUUCUGUGAUAAAUCAGCUCUAAGUGUGCACCAGAGAACUCAUACAGAAGAAAAACCCUAUAAAUGUAAUGAAUGUGGGAAAUCUUUCUAUUUGAAGUCAGGACUUCUUAUACAUAAGAGAAAACACACAGGGGAAAAACCCUACAAAUGUAACCAAUGUGGGAAAUCCUUCAUUCAUAGAUCUUCUCUCACAGUGCAUUAUAGGGUUCACACAGGGGAGAAAUCUUGUCAGUGUAAUGAAUGUGGGAAAAUUUUUUACCGUAAAUCAAACCUUGUUAACCAUCAGAGGUCACACACAGGCGAGAAGCCCUAUGAAUGUAACACAUGUGGAAAGCCCUUCUCUCAGAAGUCAAACCUCAUUGUACAUCAGAGAACACACACGCAAGAGAAACCUUAGGAUUGCAGUGGGUCUUAGGAAUGUUGAGGUGUGGUUCAGCAGUCGCUCCGCUUCAGAGAACUCACGUUGUAGAGGAAGCAAUGUCGAUGUCCUGAAUGUUGAAUAACUUUCGUCCACAAACUGGCCUUAUUUUACCCCGAAGUAGACUGCAACACAUAAAGGACAGUCUUGUUAAGGAACAUUCCUUUGAAUGUCCCUAGCAAAUGCGGGCAUAGAACCUUGAAGAUGUUUUGAUUUUAUAAGAUUUGUUUUUAGCUAAAAUACAAAGUAGGUUAUGUUAAUUUCUAUUAAGGAGAAAUCUUUCAAUUUGAGACAAAGAGCUUGAAGAUUGUCUUUAGAGGUAAUAUAAUAUUGGAAGUUGUGUUUUGGUUUUGAUGCCUUAUUACUUUAGGCAACAUAAGAAGUUGUAAUUUUUAGAGGAAUAUUGUGCAGUGUACAACAAAAAAAUGUAAAAUGAAACAAUAAACUGAAAACAAGUAA
Messenger RNA from Acinonyx jubatus (cheetah), 2823 nucleotides. RefSeq names its product zinc finger protein 33B-like. The annotation marks the transcript as partial. The record is from RefSeq and is a predicted model, not a curated record. NCBI's taxonomy places the organism in Eukaryota, Metazoa, Chordata, Mammalia, Carnivora, Felidae. The transcript has a single exon.